CCGUGUUACCUCCGCGACUGGGAGAUGCAGGUGCAUUUUAAAAUCCAUGGACAAGGCAAGAAAAACCUGAAUGGGGAUGGCUUUGCCAUCUGGUACACCAAAGAUCGCAUGCAGCCAGGACCUGUGUUUGGAAGCAAGGAUAACUUCCUGGGCCUGGGAGUGUUUGUGGACACCUACCCAAACGAGGAGAAGCAGCAGGAGGCUCAGAAGAGGAGAUACAGCCCUGGAAAUCAGCGUGUCUUCCCCUACAUCUCAGCCAUGGUGAACAACGGCUCCCUCACCUACGACCACGACCGGGACGGGCGACCGACGGAGCUGGGGGGCUGCACGGCCAUGGUGAGGAACCUCAACCACGACACCUUCCUGGUGAUCCGCUACGUGAAGAGGAGACUGACG
Molecule: messenger RNA, 396 nt
Organism: Antrostomus carolinensis (chuck-will's-widow)
Lineage: Eukaryota; Metazoa; Chordata; Aves; Caprimulgiformes; Caprimulgidae
Product: VIP36-like protein
Exons: 4
Biological process (GO): endoplasmic reticulum to Golgi vesicle-mediated transport
Cellular component (GO): endoplasmic reticulum membrane; COPII-coated ER to Golgi transport vesicle; endoplasmic reticulum-Golgi intermediate compartment
Molecular function (GO): D-mannose binding
Source: RefSeq, a predicted model, not a curated record